AAAAAAAAAACAGAAGUUCAUCCAUUCUGGCAUGGUGUUUGAUCUUUUCUGACUUCUUUGAUUGAAUUUUUGAUUAUAAAACCCCCGGUUUUUCAAUUGUCUCACAGAACUAUUUGCUAUGUAUAAACAAUCUGGUUCGUACUUAACUUUAUUUGUUAUUUUUUAUUUUGUUUUUUUUUCUUCAAAGGUUUGCUGCUCCUGAAGUUACACAGAACGAAACACAGAACGAAACUAACGCAAGUUAACAAUCUAAAGUGAAAUUGAUCGACAACAGCGAAAUAUGGUGGAUUUAGCGGUAUCCGUUAGCCCAAUAACAACCAAUAUGACAGUGGGUGCAAAGGAUUAUAACGCCUCCUCUGUCAACGCUUUGGCAAAUCUACUGAAAUUGGAUAUCGUAGGUUUGUCUUUAGAGUAUUGUAAAAAAAUUGCUGAAGACGCGCUUAACAGUGAAGAAAAUGGGGAAAUAACGUACAACUUUUGCUGCAGCCAAAACUUCGCUAUACUUUACUAUUUUGAGAUCACCACCAACACGAAGGCGUAUAAUAAAGUCAAUGUCAUAUGGAAAGCAAUUGAAUCAUCGGUAGUGUUUACCGCUCAGAGACAAAUCUGUACAACCAAGACGAAGGUGACACGUUUCUUAGGAAUCGUACUUGAUGUAUCAAGAAGUCAACAUACGCAUUUGGAAAACAGGGGGCUGACAAGAGAAGAGAUCGGGAUUAUUCAAGCAGAACUAACAAAACAUGCCAAAGCUGCUGCCAACAUGAUCACUAUCAGUUGACUUCAAAUAUUUAAAACAUACCUUUUUUCCUGUCAUUUUAUGAAAAAAUUUUGUACUCAUUCAAUUAUUCUUUAAAUUUUUAAAUACUAUUUUGCUUUAUUUAAUUAGAAGGAUCGUCACCUCAUUUUGCUUAUAAGAAAAUGCAUGAUUUCCUUGGUAUAAAAUUUCACGAGUUAAGAAUUAUCUGUGACUUCAUGGGAAGAACACAUGCGUUUUAUUGACAUAAACGCAAGACUUUCUAUCCGUACAGUAACUUCGAACGCUUUUUGAAAGGUCAAUACAAUUAGCUCCCGGUAACUCAAACACCGGAUAGCUCGAACUUUCAUUAUCUACACUAAUAUUUUCUUAUAAAAAAACUCCAACCUGUGGAUAACAUGAAUAUUCAUUAACUCGAUCCAUUUUUCGUUCCCCUUUUGAGGCUAACUUCUUUGAAUAACUCGAACUUUAUUAAUUUCUGAUGUAAUAUAGAUUAGAUAGUUGAUGUUGUCUGUGAAGAAAAAAUUAAUUUAAAA
This is a messenger RNA of Hydractinia symbiolongicarpus, 1290 nucleotides long. RefSeq lists its product as uncharacterized. The transcript has 2 exons. Bases 281 to 778 code for a protein of 165 amino acids. The record is from RefSeq and is a predicted model, not a curated record. NCBI's taxonomy places the organism in Eukaryota, Metazoa, Cnidaria, Hydrozoa, Anthoathecata, Hydractiniidae.